Lepisosteus oculatus (spotted gar) is the source of this 6600-nucleotide messenger RNA. RefSeq names its product coiled-coil domain containing 162 (gene ccdc162). NCBI's taxonomy places the organism in Eukaryota, Metazoa, Chordata, Actinopteri, Semionotiformes, Lepisosteidae. The record is from RefSeq and is a predicted model, not a curated record.
UAAGUCGUUUGAUGGGCGAGUAUGAGGAUGCUGUGCAGAGGGCCCGGAGACUGUCUGUAUCAAGGGAGCGAGUUUUGACAGGCAGUGGAAAUCCCAUCAAUGCUGUCACUCCGGAAGACAUAGUUAUCUACCUGCAGUGGCUGGUGUGUCACCUCCACUCACUCAAGACCAUUCACAGUUACCUCCAGGUGCUGCAGUAUGUGCCUGUGUCUGAGAGGGAGAAGGAUACACAGAGGGGGGUUGUUCCCGUAGACACAGCCAGCCUCCGUGAUCCCAUGUCGUCUUUCUCAAGACUGUCAGCACGGCCAAACACAGCUCAGUCUAGGCACUGCACCUCUGCAGGGAAAUCUCCAUCUCCCCCGUCAUAUCCCAAUGGGUCUCUCUUGAUGUCUUUCGUUAGUAUGCCUGCUACUGGAACAAGUUCAGAAGGAUUUUUCAGUGAGCACAUGGAGCUCCCCACCCACAGAAAAAGAUUGGAAGAGUUUGAAUCACAGCUUCAGCAAAUGAUAUCCCACUUCAACAUUGACUACAACACAAAGGACAUCAAAAACACUGCAAAUGAGAUGGAAUUGUUUUCAAUGGUCUCCCGUGAAUUCCGGACUGUAUUCAAAAUGCAAGAGACAAUGAAGACUUUUCCAGUGUACAAUUCCACAGAUACAGGAACAGAGCAUUGGGGAAAGAAGAAGCCAAGCAUGGCUCUGAAGAAGGAGGCCACCUGGAUUCCAUUCAUUCGGGUUAAACCCAAACAAGAUCCAUGGCAACAAAAACAGGCUGCAAAACUAAAGCAACACAGAUCUCUUGAUGAGCUCCUCAGAAUGCAUUGCAGAUUUUUACAGGUUUCAGAUCCAAACCGGGUCAUGGACUCCCUAAAGGAACACGCAGCCUGUAUUUCUGAUCCAGAGCCAAUACAACCCAUCUCAGUGACAUCACAUCCAUUUGGACAAAAUACCGAUCAAAUAUGGGAGAGGAUAUAUAGCACCUCGAAUUUGUUUCAGGAGUCAAACCCUGAAGAAAACAGUUCAUCUACAGAUGGUAGGGAAUUGGAGAAACCGAAUCUGAACAAAAGACCUGGCUCUCACAAGAAGAAAAAUGAGAACUAUAGCUACAUGGAGACCAUGCAGCUGCUAGGGCUGGAUGAUGGCCAGGAGGAAAGUGGUAAAGACCCAGUCAUGAUAAGGGGAGCAUACCUGUCCUUCCUCUACCUGCGCCACCUGAGGAUCAGAGAGCUACAGCGCAUGUGCCUGGGGGUCCUGAACUACAUGCGCUCUGUGGAGAGGACCUUAGCCUUUGACACAGCAGGCCUCAGCCUGGAUGGGGAGAAGCUGAGCAGCAGUGCGGAGGAAUCAAGCUGGAUGAGUGCUGCCAGAGGGGGUAUUGGCUCCCCAGAUAGACUGGGCAGUCACUACUGCGCCCACAGCAGUCCUGCUGACUACAAGGUACACUGUGCACAGUUCAUGGAGUUUACAGACGUUGAAAAUUACAAUGAUUUCUACAGCACAGAAGAUGACUCCAUUCACACACAGGACCACCGGGGGUUGUAUGUAAUGUACGAUGUGGCUCUGAAAGACCUGAAUGAACUGGAGAACACACUGCUCCUUGUGGCUUCUCACUACAUUGGGAAAGACAGAGGGAGGCCCCAGUCUGCAGGAACAGACCUACGGUGCUUGGCACGGGUGGAUGUGGAUCGCUUUGAAGUCUUGCUUGACCUGUGGACGUGUGAAGCGACCUUUCUGAAAAGCAAACAGCAGCUUCUUGACUGCUAUUUUGAGGCCUACCAGCACGUGAUGGAGGCUGGAGAGCGGUUUGCAGUGGCCCAGGUUAUAACAGACAUCUUGCACCAGCAGCCACGGCUUGAUCUGGAGGGUGAAUACUUCGUCUCUUCCUACAAGGAGGAGCUUAUCUGCCUGCAGAGCCGACAGCAGCUCAUUAGGCAGAUACUCAGCAAACAGAUAGAUGAACAACGUCAGUAUCUGCAGAGAAUUUGGAGAGACGGGCAGAAAGGAACUGCAAAUGAGUAUGGACUGCCACCAAACUACAUCCCCAAGCAGCUGGUUUCAAUCAAUAAUAGCUGCCCAGCCCUGAAGAAUGUUUUUUUGCUGGAGUUCCACCCAUCCCUUAGUCUGGCCUCUGAAGUUCACCAGGCCGUGAGCCAGGCCUACACAGAGAUGUGCCAGCUAUACAGGCCCAGUACUGUUGGUCAGAGUGUGGCCCUGGAACAGAGACUCUUACAGCAGGCCCUGGAGAAAUGGCAAGCCCUGGAAUCUCCUGGGAGCUGCUACAGUUCACAGAUCCAGAAAGAUUUAUUUUCAGAUGUGUGUUUUGAAGAUCCAUUCUUUGUUCGAGACAUUGGUUUCUCAGUGAUCCAGACGGCUCAGGAGGAGGAGAAGAAACAGGGCAAAGAGAGACAGGCGUUUGUUGUGGAGACAUUUUGUAGACUGUUGGAGUUGGUCACAAUCCGCCAUCGCUUAAUGGAGUCCGCCUCAGAGACUGCACAGCUUUCCCAGCUGUACAGGAGCUUCGCUGAAGAGAUGGGUUUCGGGGAGUUCCACUUGUACCUGCGGCCGGUGCAGUUUGAGUUUGCAGUGCUGAAGGAGAAGGCCGAGCAGCCACCCCCACUCUUCAUCACGGCUCUGUUGCAGGAUGACAGCAGUGUGGACAGGUAUUCUCCAUCCACUCUGCUCCUGGGGAUCCAGGAGCUUGAUGAGAAACAGAUCGGGAAGUUCAGCUUUCGGACUGAAGAAGCUGUUGUACAACUGAUGAGUAUGUCUGGAAUACAGAACCUCCAGGUCACACUGGCUUGUCAGGUGACUCAGAAGAAUGCGCUGUUGAGUGCUGUCAAGCAGGCAUGUUUCUGCUACUGGUCACAUUCCCCAGUGUCUCUACAGGAAAAGCAGCUGCCCACAGGCCAGCCCAGCUCCUGGGCCGAAGGAGGCUGGACAAGCAGGAGCGAGUCCAGAGCCGGUGAAGAUCCAGAGAGCCAGCUCCCCGUGCCAGGCCUCUCCCCCACCAGAGCCAGCUACAGGCCAGGGGAGCAGGAAGCUUUUGUAUCUGUUCAGUUGGAAAAGUUGGGUCUCCGCGAUGAGAUGCUCAACACAUUUCUAAAAAGAAAACAAGCCAUGGGUACAAUAAUGAAGAAUCCUGAAGAAACAGAGAAGGUCAAGAGAGGCUUAAUUUUGGAAUUCUGUCAAAAGUUUAGUCUGCGGAUGUCCCAGUACUCUCUGCGUGGUCAGAUUGUUGAGUAUUACAGCAACCUGGCGGCACUACUGGAAGACAUCCCUUCCAUUCGGGAUUCGUUCUUCAUGGUCGGACAACCACACGAGAGGAAAGGGGAGAGGGACUGUGAGCGUGGCCUCAUUUCAGACCCCAGGAAUUUUCAGCCUCGGCCCCGAUGUUUAUUCUCUGCAGAUGGGAAGACUUUUCUCAACCUGUGGUUCAUCCCACACUUUUCGGAGGUCUUAAUGAUGUUCAAAUCUCUUGAUGAAUCGGCCUGCCACAGAGCUCUACAGCAGACCUUACAGAUCGUGGCAGCAUUCCACGACAUCGUCCAUUAUCUGGUCAGCUUUGCUCGCCUGGGAAAUGUCUCCGCUUUCUUCAGAAGGCACACACAGUUUACAGCCGACUGGGGAGGGACUGAAGGCAUUGGUGCUGAGCUGCGAGAGAUCCAAAAACAGAUUGACAAACUCCAUGAUCCAACUAGUCCGCAGGAAGUAGGCCAACUCCUGCUCCUCCGCAGGGAGGUCAUGUUCCUGCAGUUUGAUGCGGCUGUGCGCCAUCUGAUCAGGGAAGCCUUCCUUUCAGUGGGAAAGAGCGCAGCCUAUCAGACAGUGACUGACAACAUGAGCCACGCCUUGCCUGUGCUGAGCAACUGUGUGAGCCACAACCUGUACAGCUCCCAGAUCACAGUGCCUGAGCCACUGGAGCAGAUUAGCCACAAAGCGCGAGAUAUGUAUCCAUGGAGAAGUUUUCUUGCACAGUCCGGAUCAUUCCCCUUUGCUAUCUGCAGCGUUCUGCCCAUUGAGUACAACGUGCAGCUGUGCCUCAGUGGUCUCAGUGACCGCAGUCGGAAGGUGGCCAAUGGGGAGAUCCUGGGAGUCUCUUUGCUGAUGGAGGAUGUCCUGCAAAGCAGCCGGGAAGUGACCUUUGUUAGUCUGCAGGGCUGGGAAGGUGACAAAACCUGCCAAGCUGGUGAAGCACAGCAGAUUGCGAAAGCUGCUGGAGUAGAUGGAGGAGCAGCAGCGGACCCAGUGGAGAUGUACUCGGUGCUGAAGUCCUUCCUGCUGCUGUGGAAGCAGCUGGAGGUGCUGAAGGAGGCUUGGGGACGACAGCGGCUGGGAGUCCAACAGGUCAACACUCUUUCACUCUACAAGCAGUUCUCCAGGAUGUACAGAGUGGAAAUCCUGUACCCCACCAUGAGAGCCCUUGCUCGACAGCUGGGGAAAGAGGAGGAAUAUGAGAGGCUGGUCUCUGACUCCCAGCCCGUCCUCCCUCCUGUGGGAGCUUCAGAAGUGGACAUCAAAAAGCACCAGGUUCAAAAGCUGCUGGAAAGCCUUGAGAUUGAAAUGGUAUGCGACGUGCAGAAGAAGAUCACGAGGGAACUGACCAUGGUGAUUUCUGAACGAGCGAGGCAGGACACAGGCCUGCCCACCGAACUGUGGAAGUACCCAGCGAUGAAGCAAGGUUUUUCACCUGAGCGACCACAUAUAGUUGAAAAUUUUGUGCAGCAGCUGAUGGCGCAGAGUGAGGAAACUGAUGACGAGAGGCUGACUUUCUCCAGAGCCCAUUUGCAGUCAUGCCUUACAUCCCUGGCGUGUUCGGUGAUGGAGAGAGAGCGCAGGAACUUCGACUCCUACUCCAUGUUCUACGAGAACAUCCUGCAGCAGGAGACCCACGUGCUGUACCAGAGGGAGCAGGAUCUGAAGGCACUGGAGGACUCCCAGACCUGGGGUGAAGGGCCUGAUGCCCAGGUGGCCGAUCUGUGUCAGGAGAUGGUGGUGGAGAUCACCGCGCUGCGAGCCCAGGUGGCACACAUGGAGGAGGAGAGGCAGAGUCUGCAGCACCAAGCCCGCUCGCAGGUCCAGCUGGAGUAUGAGGCGCUGGUCCGAAACCUCUUCACUGCCUGCCUCAGCUUAAAGGCCAAGCUGGAUGAAUAUCACAUGAGAAUGGACCAGGAUGUAACUGAACUAGUCAGCCAGGUGCGCAGGGAAGGGGUGGACAACAUGAUCAAGCUGAAGAAGAAGUUUGGCUCCACCAAAGACGACGAGGCCCUUCAGGGAACAUUAUUGAUGCAAGAAAAGCUGCAGGAGCUGCGGAGGGAGAGCAGCCAGCUGGACGCCCUACUGUGCAAGAUGAAGGCCCUGGGGCUCUGGAGACACACUGUGAGCCAGGGCCAGCUCCGCCGCCAGCUGCUCUGCCACAGGCAGGAGGCGGCGCAGCAGAAGAAGGAGAGCCUGCGGCUGCGGCUGCUGGUGGAGGAGGAGGCCACCCUGCUGAGGCAGCAGCUCGAGGCCGCGAGGAGAGCGCUGUCCACGUGCCAGGCCGAGUACACGACUGUCAGCAAACGGCUGGACAAGCAGAGGCAGCUGCUGAGGGAGUCGGAGCACUGCGCCGCCCAGGAGGCGCGCAGCAGGCUGCACCUGGACAGCAUGAAGGCAGCCAACCUGGAGCGGCUGCAGGAGGACGUGGGGGAGAAGGAGCAGCAGCUGCAGGCGCUGGGGGAGCAGCUGGAGUGCAGCACCAAGAUGAGCCAGCUCCACCAGCAGAGGACAGACAAGGAGAUCCGACAGGUCAGAAGCCAGCUUUCCUUGGAGCGAAGCCUGAAACUUGAAGCUUUCCAGCGUGUGGAUGAGCUGCAGAGCCAAGUGUAUGACAUUCAGGGCGCCCUGUCCCGAAGCAGCUCCUCGACAGGCCAGAACAAGAGGUCGGCCUCUGUUUUGUCCAGGAGCGCUGGCACCAUAAGAAGCACAUUAGCAGGCUCUGCAAAGUGGAAUCUGCUGGCAUCUCACUCAGCCUCUGCCCUCCUGCAAGACCCCAGUAAGGACUGGCGCUCACCCGAGAACAGGACAGGAGAUGAUGUCUGCAGAAAUGGCACAGACACUCGGCUCCAGAGACCAAAAACUGGUCCCAGUCGGAUCAGGAGCCAGGUUACAGGGUCCCUGUUACCUGAUCUUGGAGAAGGAGGUCCUCACAGUCUCCUUAUAAAGAUGCGGGAGCUGAGACGAGACCAGAAAUAAGACGAGAAGAAAAGAAGUUGUGUGACACUGAGCAGGACCUCAUGCCCCCCCAGCCAGCAUUAAUGUUCUAUUGCAAGAAGUGGCGCCUGUCACUUUAUCUUCCAGAACGUCUCGUAAGCCAGCCAUUGCUCUAAUCGCCACUACUGCUCUGGGUUGAGGCUGUUUAUUUUUGCAGUUUAAAUGCAUAAUGCAUUUCUUAAUUCACAGAUUUCUCCAACAGAAUCACUGUUAAAUAGUCUGAGACUGUAACCUCAAUUUGUUUUCCCCAAAAUAGAGGAAUGGAAAAACAAAUGGACGUCUUCCAUAGGCUAGAACAGAUAGUGUAUUGUAGAUGGAUAACUGUGCUAAAAAUAAAUUAGAAUGGGUUUUG